This is a messenger RNA of Daldinia loculata, 1638 nucleotides long. RefSeq lists its product as uncharacterized. The coding region runs from base 360 to 1325 and encodes 321 amino acids. The record is from RefSeq and is a predicted model, not a curated record. NCBI's taxonomy places the organism in Eukaryota, Fungi, Ascomycota, Sordariomycetes, Xylariales, Hypoxylaceae. The transcript is spliced from 2 exons.
ACCUAAUUACUUUAUUUCGUACCUAAUCUAGUAGUAUUCCUACAUAUGUACUUUACCUAUUCUAAGUUGCGACCACCCCCCUAUAAUAAGGUUACCUAGCUGCAUAUCUCGGCCAACCUCGUAAUAGGUACCUGCCUGUUAUUGUUGCGACUUCCCUGAGAAACGCGAUUACUGUGAAUUUCUUAUGAUUGAGGGUUCUGCCUAAGGUCGUUCUUCCUAUUAGCAACUUUCUAUAACAUUAUUAUGGUAUCUCUUCCUCCACGGAUACAAAAACUUAGCUACAAUUUUUUUAAGCUUCUUCCAUUUUAACUCCCCGAUGGAUCGCAACGUGUGACAUCACCAUUAGCACCGUCGCUACAAUGGCGCCGACAAGUUACCCCAAAGGCACGAGUAACGCCGAAGCUCGCAAGACUGUAGCACUUGCGCCUAUGGCGAAACAUGCUUUGCAAAAGAAUACUCAUCCGCAGCGAAGUUCUUUGCGUAGAGCUGUUCGAGAAAGUCUACUUGACUUAUCAGCCGUAGCAACUAUCACUACUCCUCCCCCUAGUUCUCAGGCACUAUUUCUCCCUUCGCCGUCAUCAACACCAUCUACCUCAACAUCACGCAUUAAUGCCACUACACAGCGCAGCUCUUUGCGUCGAGCACUGAAAGAAAGCUUGCGUGAUGUCACCGCUAUCAGUACUGUCGCCACGAUAACAACCACUUCCCCACCAACUCUAUCGCCAACUCUAUCGCCAACUCUAUCGCCAACACCGCCAAUAACUCCUAGAUUCAUGUCAGCCAGAAGCUCUACUCCAUCGUCACCAUCUUCGCUAGUAAAUAUGCUGGAAACACCCGUGACGCCUUCCUCGAUAUCGCCGCUGAAUUCUACUACUGCCAGAUCGUCACCUGAUUCGGCUUCAACUCCCACUUCCCUCUCCUCAUUGCAAAGUAACAGGAAGUCCACAAUAUUGCAGAAGCAGCACCUGAGGUGGCUAGGAAGAAAGCUCGAGUGUUUAGAUAACAAGGAAAGCGACGGUUCGGGACGCACUGGGAUUGAUAACGGAGAUGAGCGCAGUGAACAUCCUGAAGUGGUGGACAAGACUGAUAUUAAUGGUAUCCCUACAUCCCGCAAGGGCUGGUACCGCGUGCGGUCCAUCAUCACCGAGGCUCACGACCGAAACGGUCAUCUCAUCUACUUUGUCGACUGGGAGGGUCAUGACCCUCGCACUGGAAUCGGCUGGCCAGGAUCCUGGGUUAAUUCGAAGAAUGUCUCAGAAGCUGCAAUUCGUGAGUGGCAGGACAAGCGAACCAAACAGGAUCCUGAUAAGAAGAUGGUCUUAUAAUGACCAGGAAGCAAGGAGAGCGAGGGACAAACCAAUGCGCCAGCCUACUUGCACCAUCACCAAGCAAUGUCCAUUUCGAUCAUGCUAUCCAUCUCUUGCUCAUUAGCUAACCAUCGAAGCCUGAAGCCGAGAUACGACGAGAGGGGGGAUUUAUCGAGACGCAAAAUUACUACGUAUCUCCGAGUAGCCAGAAACUUUGCAUUUCUUAGUCGAACGGACUAAACCAGUUAGCAUGAAAUAUGCUGCUGACGCAUGUAAGAUUAUGUAUAUAAAAUUCCUAGCAGGCAAAUUCGCCAAUAAACUGGCAAAAUUA